AUGGCUCUCAGAGUCUACCGCGACCUCCUCAGGCAGGCAGGCUACCUCCCGCACCCAUAUCUCCAGGCAUUCGUCAAAGGCAAGGCCAGAGACUAUUUUCGCAGGCACCGGAAUUCCCCUAAACCAGCAAAGCAGAUAGAAAAUGCAAAGAAGGAACUACGUAGACUGCAAAAAGUCAACAACGGCAGCCAGUUUGCGUUCAUGCGUCUCUUGAGACAAGCAUUUGGUAGAAUUGGCAGAAUGAAGUGGGAGCUCUUAAAGCCUCACUUGGCAACAGUCCCAGAACGAGACCCCAUAAUACCAAAGGUCGAGUCGUCACGCCCACCAACGUAUACUCCUACUCUCCUCGCUCUCGUGUCGAGCUCAAUCUCCAAGAGCACCGACCGUGUCAUACCAACAAAGGAUAUUCUCAAUCCCCUGCCAGCAAGAGCAGACCCAGCUUCGGAUGAAGCAAGGUUACUUGGCCCUUUGAGCCUACGACGACAAAAGAACAUGCACAGACGAUUUUUCCUCGAGCAGACGCGCAGAGUCUACCCUCCGUUGGAGGUCUUGCGGUCACCAUCCUCGACCGAGGCAUCUACACCAAUCCCUCAAACUGGUCUUGAGACCUUGUCGCCUAUUGCCAUGCUACACUCCUUGUCCCUCCCGGCCGCGCCCAUUUCACGACCAUCUCGUUCAGACGACACCGAUCGGCCACUGGAGGAGCCCGAGUAUGCAGUUAUCAGCGCUGCAAGAAAGAUGCGUGUUCAUGGGCGGAGUAAACGAUGGCUGCGUCGUCGCUACCGUGAAUUGCUUGGGCAGAUUCCCAAAAUCGUCGUGGAAGAUUCAACAACUACUGGCGAACAGGAACGCAAAUCAACCAAACAAAAGAAGAGGGAGGACAGAACUCCAGAAGCAAAAGAGACGACCAUCACCGAUUCGUCAAGAAAAGUCUCUGUGCAAUGGUCCAGCAAGUUGGCGCUCAACCUAUCAUACACGCCGCCGCUACGAACGAUCACUCACAAGGAACUUGCUUGGAUACAGAAAGCGACAGAGUUGACAGCAUCCAACCCAGCCGCAAGUCGUCGAAAGAAAUAG
This is a messenger RNA of Serendipita indica DSM 11827, 1077 nucleotides long. The record is from the annotation of a GenBank genome assembly. Lineage: Eukaryota; Fungi; Basidiomycota; Agaricomycetes; Sebacinales; Serendipitaceae.